Molecule: messenger RNA, 2012 nt
Organism: Onychostoma macrolepis
Lineage: Eukaryota; Metazoa; Chordata; Actinopteri; Cypriniformes; Cyprinidae
Product: gastrula zinc finger protein XlCGF8.2DB-like
Exons: 3
Coding region: 79-1071 (330 amino acids)
Biological process (GO): regulation of transcription by RNA polymerase II
Cellular component (GO): nucleus
Molecular function (GO): DNA-binding transcription factor activity, RNA polymerase II-specific; RNA polymerase II cis-regulatory region sequence-specific DNA binding
Source: RefSeq, a predicted model, not a curated record
GGACUUUUAUUUUGGUGUGGCGGUGUGACGUCAUAAGGCUGCGCCGCGCGCCUGCAUCUGUGAUUCUGCCGAAGAAAGAUGCCGUUUAUUAAAGAGGAGAGUGAAGACGUGAAGAUUGAAGAAACAUUCAGAGUGAAGAAAGAAGAUACUGAGGAACAAACAGACCUGAUUGAGGAGAGUCAAGAGCUGAAGGAUAUGAAAGAGAAAGAACAGAAUGAGAAAGAUCAUGAUUUCAAAAUUGGAGAAAAAUCCGCACAGACUAAAACGUGCUCCUCUCAAAAAAGAGACAUCGCUUUCACCUGCAAACAAUGUGGAGAGAGUUUCACUCUUGAAGAAAACCUUAAAAUUCACACGAGAGUUCACACUGGAGAAAAGCCUUACACCUGUCAACAGUGUGGAAAGAGUUUCGCUCAAAAAAGAUACCUUGCAGUCCACAUGAGAAGUCACACCGGAGAAAAGCCUUACACUUGCUCUCAGUGUGGACAGAGUUUUGCACAUAAAGGCAACCUUAAUUCCCACAUGAGAACUCACAGUGCAGAGAAGUCCUUCACCUGCCAACAGUGUGGAAAUAAUUUCCCUCAAAAACAAAACCUUGAAGUCCACAUGAGGAUUCACACUGGAGAGAGACAUUUUAUCUGUGAACAGUGUGGAAAGAGUUUCAUUCGAAAAGGAGUCCUUGAAGUCCACAUGAGACUUCACUCUGGAGAAAAGCCUUACAUGUGCACUCAGUGUGGAAAGAGUUUUACCCAUAAAAACACCUUUAAUUACCACAUGAGAAUACACACAGGAGAGAAGCUGUUCACAUGUGAUCAAUGUGGAAAGAGCUUCACGACAGAACUAAGCCGUAGAUACCACAUGACCAUUCACACCGGAGAGAAACAGUUCAUAUGUGGUCAGUGUGGAAAAAGUUUCGCACGUAAAGUAGGCCUAAAUUACCACAUGAGAAUUCACUCAGGAGAGAACUGUUUUAUAUGUCAACUAUGUGGAAAGAGUUUUAGUCAUAAAUAUAGCCUCAAAACUCACAUGAGAGUUCACACUGAAGAGAAUUCCUUCACCUGCAAAUCUGAGUGAACGUUCACACUGCUGCUGAGUGUGGGCCAAAUCUGAUUGUACACAUUCAUGACCACUUCUUUUAUUUCUUCUUAAUCUUCUUUUACUUCUUAGAUAUUGACAACUUUGAUUCAAAAUAUUAGUUAAACUAAUGUCAUGCUGCGAAAUGCUACAGUGCAAUUGAAUGAUAAUAUAAAUAUCAAAUAAAUAAAAUGACAAACUGAAUGAAAGAAAGAAUAUUACACUGCAUUUUCUGAUUCGUCUUUAGUGAGAUAAUGUUUUUAAAUCACGACUUAAACGUGUCAACUGUAAACCCCUCAAAGAUCCAAAUAUAGAAAAAAAAAUCACCUUUUAAAUGUAGGAGGCCUCUAAUGCCGAAAUAAAUGGGUUUUUAAAUUUUUUACUGUUUAGUCAGAGAAAUGUAAUACUGUAUUGCAAUGUCUUAGGUAGCAGAAUUUCAAUGAUUUUAUUCCCUGUAUGAAUAGAUAGAGGACAUGUAGGAAUGUAGAGGACAUGGUUCUGUAACCCCUUAACAAUAGUCCAUGUAUGUAUACACACUAAUAAUUUCACAAUAAUUAUAAAAUUAUUCAAAUUUUAUAUGAACAAAAAAAUAUAUGUUCAGAUUAUAUUUACAGUGCACAUUGCACUGAAUAUGAUUGCACACAAUUUCGCUGUACUUUUGUUUAAUGACAGUAAAUUGAUUCUGAUAUUCAACACAAAUUUACUAUUAAAAGGGUGGUUAUCAAAUCAGCUGAUAAAACUUUAACAAUUUUAACAAAGUCCUGCAGAGCAGAUGUUCACUGGUCAAAUUUUAAACAUGGAUAAGGAAAUGUUAAAUUUUUUGAUAUUCCUUAUUAAUAUUACAUUGAGAAGUACAUUGUAGCAACAUAAUUCUGUCAUAAUUUCUUCAAGUUAAACCUACGGUGAUGCAUUGCUGCCACACAUUUUUUCCACUCAAUAGA